AUGGAGCCCUCCAUUUAUGUGCGCGCGGCGAAAAUCAUCGGUGUCACUGGAGCAGCAUGGCUCGGUGGUGAGUACACACCCAGGUCCCAACAUUAUAUUAGCCGUCAAGGUGUUUUGCAAGACUUGAAGUUGGAGAAGAACAGUAUGCUGACUGGCGUCGGAAAAGGCAACAUUGCAGCGCUUUCUCUUCUAGCAACGCCGGGUCUGCGCCGUUCCAACGCCAAUGACGGUGUGCCAUCAAGCAUUAUUUCGAAGCAGUGGAGGUACAUUUACGAUUCCGGAAAAUCCCAGAACCCGCCAAUCGCUGCGAUCACUGCCGCAGCGUAUCUUUACCUUGCGUGGUCUGCCCACCGGGUCGCGCCACUGGGUCAACUGCCACUUUGCUAUGGGUCGGCAGCCAUGCUGACUCUGGGUAUUGUGCCUUUCACCCUGAUUGCAAUGUCCUCUACAAAUAACAAGUUGAUUCAACAUUCGAAUGCAGUGCCAAAGAGUCCCAGUACGCCACUGCAGCAGCCGAGCGAUGAGGAGGUAGACAGUCUCAUAGCCCAGUGGACCACUCUGAACUUGAUCCGGAGCCUUUUGCCAUUGGCAGGAAGCAUUCUGGGCGCCGUUGCCAUGCUAGCAUGA
Messenger RNA from Fonsecaea multimorphosa CBS 102226, 627 nucleotides. RefSeq lists its product as uncharacterized. The record is from RefSeq and is a predicted model, not a curated record. Bases 1 to 627 code for a protein of 208 amino acids. The transcript has a single exon. Lineage: Eukaryota; Fungi; Ascomycota; Eurotiomycetes; Chaetothyriales; Herpotrichiellaceae.